Messenger RNA from Sorghum bicolor (sorghum), 567 nucleotides. RefSeq lists its product as uncharacterized. Lineage: Eukaryota; Viridiplantae; Streptophyta; Magnoliopsida; Poales; Poaceae. The record is from RefSeq and is a predicted model, not a curated record. The transcript is spliced from 4 exons. Bases 176 to 508 code for a protein of 110 amino acids.
CUAGGCGACGGCGCGGCUUGCAGGCGGCGCGGCGGUGCAGGUGAGGCCCGACGACCUCCUCCGUCUCCUCCAUCCUCCGUGCGGCCUCCUCAGUGCCUCCUCCUCCGCAAUUUCUCCUCGAUGCUGCCAUCGCCAGGGACCGUGCACUCUUCAGCUCAGCGAAACCCUAGGUAAUAUGCCGGGCCUCGAUCUGUGCUUGUCGGCCUUUCAUGGAAUCCAUACAGGGCCUCGACGACCAAAUCCUGCCUACAUGUGCUCCUGUAUACAUCUAGUGCUAUGCUAUUCGGUUUCUGCAGCUUCUAAAAAUAUGUGCUUCCGUGCUGUUGUAUUCUAUUAUAUUGGGACACAUCUAGAAAGACUCAGUAUCAAACUGGCUGCUCGAUUUAUGGAUAUAGGCUGCUCCGAUGCCAAAACAUGUGAAUUAUUGAGUUGUUGGUGCUACCAGGAAACAAGUCAACCUUCCAAGCUAUUUCCUCUAUGUGCCUUACAGAUUUGUAUUAAUACAUAAUGGCUAAUGCUAGCUUCUACUUAUUCUGCAUCAAAAGGGUUGCAGCAUGGAGGGUGAUG